ACUCAUUACUGCCACAACGCUCUGCGACACGAGUUGGGUUGAACACGCUUCGACGGACGCUACUAUGGAUUUACAAGAGAUAGGGGCACAUUGCUCAGUGCAGUCGUGCAAAGAGCUCGACUUUUUGCCCAUAAAAUGCGGGUGUGGUCGGGUCUUCUGUAGACACCAUAUCUCGGCGGACUCUCAUGAGUGCCCUAACAUCACUCGUACUUCCGUACCUCUGGAAUCAACCUCCGAUGAAAAGCUACAGCGUUGUGCCUUUGUGUCCUGCAACAAGCCUAGUCUGGAAGCUUAUACCUCGACCGAUUCUACCAAUUCGUCUCAGAGGUUACGUGCCCUUUGUCCGCGAUGCCAGCAGUCCUUCUGUGCUGCCCAUCGAUACCCCGAGGCGCACGCUUGCACAGCAGAGGAACCAUCUGCAUCCCAGCAACCCAAGAAUGCGGCUGCGGUAGCUCUCCUACAAAAGCACUUCCCUGGGCAGGGCUCCCAGAAGCCUCCGGCACCUACUGCCCGGCCACAAUCCGCUCCAAAAACUAAAGAUCCGAAGAAACUAGCGCAGUUACAGAAGGUGCAGCUUAUGAAGAUGCGCCAUAGCGCCAUCCCCGGCGAUCAGAGGGACAAGACUGCAUCCGUUCCCAUAGACCAGCGGCUCCAUGUCCGGGUGUCUCUGGACGGUGGGGGACAAGAGAAACUGUUCUGGUUCCGCAAGUCGAUCGGGACGGGGAAAGCGCUGGAUUCCAUCGCAAGUCACUUUGCCAUGUCUUCAUCAGAUGCCAAGCCUUUAAGGUUAUACAAGGGCUCACUAGACUCGGACGAGCGGAUUCUGCUGGCAACAGACCGAGACUUGGCUGUGCAGGUCGAAGACGGCUCUCAUUUGGUACUA
This is a messenger RNA of Gloeophyllum trabeum ATCC 11539, 883 nucleotides long. RefSeq lists its product as uncharacterized. Gene Ontology annotation, molecular function: zinc ion binding. The transcript is spliced from 4 exons. NCBI's taxonomy places the organism in Eukaryota, Fungi, Basidiomycota, Agaricomycetes, Gloeophyllales, Gloeophyllaceae. The annotation marks the transcript as partial. The record is from RefSeq and is a predicted model, not a curated record. Gene Ontology annotation, cellular component: cytoplasm.